Messenger RNA from Klebsormidium nitens, 1126 nucleotides. Lineage: Eukaryota; Viridiplantae; Streptophyta; Klebsormidiophyceae; Klebsormidiales; Klebsormidiaceae. The record is from the annotation of a GenBank genome assembly.
CUCUGCGGAAAAGCUUUGAAAGGUUCCAACUUCCAACUCGUCAAGACUCAGCUCGGUGUGGCUUCUUGUGCAAGCAUAAAUUUGAAGCUUUUGGGAGGCGACGUUGCAAGGGUCACGCAGGGAGGUUUGGAGACGGGCCUGCACGUUGGAUGCAGAGGGUCCAGCACGUAGCAGCUUUUUUGUGAUUACACGGGAGUCAAUCAGGCAUUUCUGAAAACUGUCGCUCUGGUUGAGGCCUACGUGUGUUUCAGCAUGGCGUCCGCAAGCAUGGCGCUGUCCUCUGCAUUCGCCAAAACCCUAAACCUUUCGACGAGCUCGUUCACGGGCUCAAAGCUGUCUGGGGCGCCCCUCAGCGUCCCCUGUGUGGCCAGGCCCCAGCAGACCCCCCAGAUUGUUGCUAAGCAGCUGCAGGGGAAGGUGGUCCAGAAUGUUUGCGACAAGACGGCGUCCAUUGCUGUGACUAGAAUCUUUGAGCACCCUAGGUAUAAGAAGCGGCUACGGAUGGUCAAGAAGUACCCCGCGCAUGACCCGGAGAACUUGUGCCAAGUAGGGGACUGGGUUACCAUCAAGCUGUGCCGGCCGGUCAGCAAGUCAAAGAAGUUUGCGGUUGUGCAAGUGAACGGAAAGAAGACGAUGGCGGAGGAGAUCCUGCAGCAAGAGCUGCUGGACAGGAGAGGCAAGAAGGCUUUGCCUUCAUUCAAGGAACAUGUCGCGGAGUUUGGUUCACCUCUUGUGGCCGCUGCGCAAUAAAAACGGGGUUUGAGGAACGAGUUGUGAGUUUAGAUCUUGUACGAGUUCUUCAAAAGCAGCAGUCUGCUCAGGAGAAUGCUUAUACGGGACGAUUGUUGGUUUACGUACGGAAGCUGCUGGUGGAACGAGGUUCUUGGAAGGUAUAUGGUUGGUACCAUUUGGGUUGAUGGUGCUAGCUAGUUUGUUGGAAAGCGACAGCCAAAUUCAUCGCAAUAGAUUCAUUCAAGGGCACCGAAAAGUUUCACGGUUCUCCGACAUGCAGCUACCUUUACAGAACUCAGUCCGCUGCAAUGAUUUUUCAUGCCGUAUAGCUCUGCUGCAUGUGUUGAGUCGGCUUCGGGUUUCGAAGUUCAUAUUUCUGAUGCAGUGAUGAUAC